ACCAGUCACGCCAUAGUGCAGUGCUAGUCACGCCAUUGGCUGAAGGUGCAUGCCAGCUUGAAGCAUUUCGGCAGCUUGCCCUGAAUACGUUAGUUGCUGUUUCGUGGUGCCUUGACGCCAGACCGGUUAGCCAUCGUGCUCUGACAGGACGUUCCUUGCUCAGCAUUCUCUACGGACUCUUCGUCGUCAGCAUUCGCUGAGUCAUCAGCGUAUACUAUUUCCUCCAUUUGAUAGUUAUUCCGUCGUGAGCUUCGUCCUAGAGCCUAAGCUUCCUCUUUCAGCAAUUUCUCAGAGCCGCACGAGGUUAAGCUCCAGGUGGCUUUGAUUCCGCUUUGUGCGGCCACGUGCGAUCUGGUGGGAUAAAUAAACAUGGCUUCCGAACUGUUAAGGCCACAGGGGGACGAGACGAUGCAGCAGGACGACGGUACACAAGGGUCAGACGGCGUCCAAAUACCCAAGGAAGGGCAGUUGACGUACGACGGCCGCUACAGGCGCUACAGCUUCUACGGCAUCAUCUUCGAGGUCCCAGUCCGCUACGUCCCGCUCGUCCCCAUUGGCCGAGGAGCCUACGGAAUCGUCUGCUCGGCACGAGAUGAGACAACUGGGGAGGAGGUGGCGAUUAAGAAGAUUGGCAAGGCGUUCAACGACCGCACAGACGCCAAGCGGACCCUGCGCGAGAUUGUGCUGCUCAGAAACAUGAACCACCCCAAUGUGAUCGCCAUCAAGGACAUCAUCCGUCCGCCCAACCCCGGGAGCUUCCAGGACGUGUACAUUGUGUACGAGCUCAUGCCCACGGACCUUCACGAGGUCAUUCGCUCAGGCCAGGCCAUGGACGAGCGGCACUACAAGUUCAUCCUGUUCCAGCUGCUGCGCGGCACCAAGUACAUCCACUCGGCCAACAUCCUCCACCGCGACUUAAAGCCCCCCAACAUCCUCAUUGAUGCGCGCUGCAACAUCAAGAUCACCGACUUUGGGCUCGCGCGCACCCGUGUGGAAACCACGGACCAUCUAACCGAAUACGUGGUGACGCGGUACUACCGCGCGCCGGAGCUGCUGGUGAACAACCAGCAGUACAGCGCGUCCAUUGACGUGUGGUCGGUGGCGCUGAUCUACCUGGAGCUCGUGCUGGGGCACAUCGUGCUCAAAGGGGACAACUACGUGGACCAGCUGCGCAAGACAUGCGAGCUGAUCGGAUCCCCCACUGAAGAGGACGCGUCCUUCAUAGUCAACGAUGCCGCCCGCACCUUCCUGCUCUCGGAGCUGCAGGGCUUCCCCGCGAGGAGCCUCAGGGAAGUUUUUCCUAAACUUUCAGAGCUCGCGGCUGACUUGACCCAGCGCAUGCUGGUGUUCGACCCGAGAAAGAGAAUCACAGUGGACGAGGCUCUGGCCCACCCGUACCUUGCGCACUACCACAAGUCGAACCAGGACCCGCCCCAUCCGAACCCGUUCCAGUACGACCUGAGCUUUGAGCAGGAGGAGUACGACAUCCCCCGCAUCCGCCAGCUCAUCUUCGAACAAGCCUGCGCCUUCAACCCACAAUAAAUAUUUCCGUCACGGUUUGAGAAAAUCUGGGUAAAUGUGUGUGCUGUAUUAUGUUCGCUUCGUAUUGUAGAGAUUAAAUAGCUAGCUAUCCUGUGGGUAAAUGACUUUCCAGCAAACUGCAAUACAGUUUGCUGUGUGGGUAUUUAUUUGUAGGCCCCACCAUUUUUGCUAGUAGAACUGUACCCUCUAGCCUCCAUGUUGGGUAGGCCGUAUUCUGGAAUGCAAACAGUGUCGAGCAACCUCCUAGGAUAGGUUCGGAACUGGCUAAAAGCCAAACAAU
Closterium sp. NIES-67 is the source of this 1822-nucleotide messenger RNA. The record is from the annotation of a GenBank genome assembly. Lineage: Eukaryota; Viridiplantae; Streptophyta; Zygnematophyceae; Desmidiales; Closteriaceae.